UUCGUUGAAGAUAAUUCCUCUGACGGAUAUCUGAACAACCAUCGCAAGAAAUUUGUUCACAAGAUUCGGCCCAAUGCGUCGCAUCUAGGUACUAACUUGUUAUUCAUGGGCAAUGUAAGCAGUAAGAACUUUGUGCCAAGGAGCCGGAAAUUUGUUCGUAGAAAUCAAAAGUCGUUUUUCCAACAUAAGCACGACGGGAAAAAUCUUACUUCAAUAAUGUCCGCAGUGAAAAGAGCACAGCAAUGGGCUACAUUUGCUAGAACCUGGCAUCUUUUCGAUGCUACAUGGCAAAAUCCAUUUGACAGUGCACAAGUAAUAAUCAAGCAUCUCAUGGGUCUACACAAACCCAUAUACCAUCCAAUGAAUGAUUGCGGAGAUCAUGUUGUUGUCAUGAAUAGUAGAGAUAUCGCCUUACCAGGUGACGAAUGGAGGAAACGUGUGUAUUUCCACCACACAACCUACCCUGGGGGUGCAUCGUGGACACUUGCCUGGGAAUUGCACAACAAAAAUCCUACAUUGGUCAUAAAAAAAGCUGUGUAUAAUGGAAUGGACGGCAACUUACAACGAAGGCAUACAAUGCAACGUUUACAUGUUUUCCCUGACGAUAAAAUCCCUGAAGAGAUCUUGAAAAACAUCAGUAAUCAAAUUAGAUAUUUGAGACCUGUCCCAACUCGAUUGGAUCAUAUUUCACCAGAAGAAGUCGAAAACUACCCGAAAAUUGUAGACUAUCCAAAACAGUAUAUUCUGCGUUAAAGAAAAUCCGCAGUUUACAAAGUCGACAUAAAAAGAAAACUUUGUAGUUUGCAAUCAUUAGCAAAUUUAAAUUACUCCAAAACAUACUGACAUUUUGUACAUCUGUAUAUAGUCAUGAAAAUAAAUUCCUACCAAGUAGUUCCAUCCA
Molecule: messenger RNA, 901 nt
Organism: Neodiprion fabricii
Lineage: Eukaryota; Metazoa; Arthropoda; Insecta; Hymenoptera; Diprionidae
Gene: mRpL13
Product: 39S ribosomal protein L13, mitochondrial
Exons: 5
Coding region: 106-753 (215 amino acids)
Biological process (GO): translation; negative regulation of translation
Cellular component (GO): ribosome; mitochondrial large ribosomal subunit
Molecular function (GO): structural constituent of ribosome; mRNA binding
Source: RefSeq, a predicted model, not a curated record